Messenger RNA from Lampris incognitus (smalleye Pacific opah), 1180 nucleotides. RefSeq names its product zinc finger protein 184-like. NCBI's taxonomy places the organism in Eukaryota, Metazoa, Chordata, Actinopteri, Lampriformes, Lampridae. The transcript is spliced from 3 exons. The record is from RefSeq and is a predicted model, not a curated record. The coding region runs from base 35 to 1180 and encodes 381 amino acids.
AGACAACUGAACCUGUCAACCGGCGCGGUCAGCGAUGUCCAAAACGGACAAACUUAAAGCGCUGGUCAGUGAGCGUCUGAAAGCGGCCGCGGAAGAAAUUUGUGGCCUGUUUGAGAAAACAAUUAAAGACUACGAGGAGGAAGUUUCACGCUCAAUGCGGGAGAUCGACCGCCAACGGAGGCUGCUGUGUGGAUGGAAAGUCCCCCCACAGCUCCCACCACAGGAGGACCCAGAGCUGCCACAGUUUAAAGAGGAACAGGAGGAUUUGUGGGCCAGCAAGGCAGGGGAGCGGCUUCAACGGCAAGAGGAUACUGAUAGCAAAGACUCCAUGUUAAAUGUAAUUUAUGUGCAAAGAAGUGAUGCAAAUGAAAGACAGUCCCUACAUGUAAACCAAAGUACAGAAAACACAGAAGGAGACCCUGUACCCAGCACCUCAACUGAACAGAUGAAAGUUGAACAAGAUACCGAGGGCUGUGACAUAUCAGAAGCAACCAGCGGGUGUCAGACAUCUUCAAACCGUUCUGAGAGUGAAGACAGUAACAGUGAUGAAGAAUGGAGGGAUAGGGGAGGACCACAUUCAGGCAGUAACCCCAUAAAAACACAAAGAAGUGGAACUGUGGCAGAGAAACCAUAUAAUUGCAGCAUUUGCAACAAAAAGUUCAGCAUUAAAUCCAUACUGACACGCCACAUGAAGACACACACAGGAGAGAAACCAUACACUUGCAGUGUAUGCAAUAAAGGCUUUAUUCAGCGCUCUUAUCUGCAGACUCACAUGAAUUCUCACCUGGGACAGAAACCUUACACUUGUAAUUUUUGCGGCAAAGGAUUCACUCAGCACCACCUGCUGGACCCCCUGCACUUUAGCUACCGUGCAAACAGUUCAGUGGAUGAUGCAGUCAGCAUGGGACUGCACUACGUCCUGCAACACCUAGACUGCCCAGUGACAUAUGGCCCAGUGACAUAUGCAAGGAUCCCGUUUGUGGACUCCAGCUCAGUGUUCAACACCAUCAUUCCAGAAAUCCUCUCCGGCAAACUCUCCCAACUCACUAUAUCCCCCGCCAUCUUUCAGCGGAUAGCUUCCAGACUGGCAGGAAACAGCAGGUUAGGCUGGGGGAAGUUACUUCUGGUAUACGGACAGUCAGCACUGAUGCUCCCCGGGGAUGUGUCCUCUCCCCACUAG